AUGGUCAUGGUCCCCUUCGAACUCCUGCUGCUCUCAGCGCUGGCAACCUCGCCAUUCACCUUGGCCUCAGCCCAGCCAAUCGCAAGCGAUGCUCCAUCAAUAAACGACAUCCCGUUACUACACCCCCCGGGACAACAACAACCUCUCACACCAGACGACCUCCCAAAGCAACAACCAAUCUCAUCACACGACUCCGCAUCGUCAUACAGAUGCUACAACGGCGACCCCAAAGCCUACCCUCCCUCCUCCCAAUGGCUCUCCUACUCCACCCUCUGGGACCUCAACCGAGAAACCAUACUCUCCGCCAACGGCGGCGACGUCUACCUCCAACACUACAUCCAAGUCGCCCUCGAAGAAGUCUCCUCUUCCUACGACAUCGACCCGCGCUUCCUCCUCGCCAUCCUCCUGCAAGAAUCCAAAGGCGACGUCCAAACCCCAUGCAUCGGCCCCGAACCCCGCUGCGGCCUGCUCCACGCCUACAAAGGCUCCAUCUUCAACGCCGCAUCCCCGCAAGCGUCCAUCACCAAGAUGCUCGAGGAAGGCAUCAAAGGCGCCGCGCAACGCGGGCCGGGUCUGCUGGACUUACUCAACGGCAAGCCCAAAUUCGCCAACGUCGACGUGGGCGAUUACUUCGCCGUGGCUCGCGCGUGGAACUCGGGCGCGGUGAAGGAGGGCGAUUUGGAUGUCUUGCCACCCGGGAAGGGCAGGGGAAGGGGCGAGGCGGGGUUCGUGAAUGAUGUUGCGAAUCGGUUGAUGGGGUGGAAUGGACGCGGGAAGGGGUUUGGUGCUUGUCGGGGGGAGGAGGGCAGGAAGAGGGAUGCGCAGAUGGAGUGGUAUUAUCCGUCGUUUUUGGCGGACUUGUAA
Molecule: messenger RNA, 864 nt
Organism: Zasmidium cellare ATCC 36951
Lineage: Eukaryota; Fungi; Ascomycota; Dothideomycetes; Mycosphaerellales; Mycosphaerellaceae
Exons: 1
Coding region: 1-864 (287 amino acids)
Source: RefSeq, a predicted model, not a curated record